AUGGACGCGUGUGCGGACAGCGGUCCGGCGAAGCGCGCGGAGAUCUACACGUACGAGGCCCCAUGGCCCGUCUACAGCAUGAACUGGAGCGUGCGCCCCGACAAGAAUUUCCGCCUCGCCGUCGGAAGCUUCAUAGAAGAUUACCGGAAUAAGGUGGAGAUAGUCCAGCUAGACGACAGCACAGGCGAGCUGAGGAGCGACCCGCGCCUGACGUUCGACCACCCGUACCCGCCCACAAAGCUCAUGUUCGUCCCGGGCCGCGACAAUGCCCGCCCGGACCUGCUCGCCACGUCCGGCGACUUCCUGCGGAUCUGGCAGAUCACGGACGACGGGGUGCGCAUGCGCAGUGUACUCAACAACAACAAGAACAGCGAGUUCUGUGCGCCGCUCACCUCCUUUGACUGGAACGAGUCCGAACCAAGGAGGCUCGGGACGUCCAGCAUCGACACAACGUGCACCAUAUGGGACAUGGAGAAGGAGGUGGUGGACACACAGCUCAUUGCUCACGACAAGGAGGUCUACGAUAUCGCCUGGGGGGGAGUUGGGCUCUUCGCAUCUGUCUCAGCUGACGGGUCGGUGAGAGUGUUUGAUCUGCGGGACAAGGAGCACAGCACCAUCAUCUACGAGAGCCCCCAGCCAGAGACCCCUCUGCUGCGCCUGGGGUGGAACAAGCAGGACCCGCGCUACAUGGCAACCAUUCUCAUGGACUCACCCAAAGUGGUCAUCCUCGAUAUAAGAUUCCCCACUUUGCCAGUGGCGGAGCUACAGCGCCACCAGGCAUGUGUGAAUGCAAUUGCAUGGGCACCACACAGUUCAUGCCACAUCUGUACUGCAGGAGAUGACUCCCAAGCUCUGAUCUGGGACCUGUCCACCAUGGCGCAGCCUGUGGAAGGAGGGUUGGACCCCAUUUUGGCCUACACUGCUGGCGCAGAGAUAAAUCAGCUACAGUGGUCAUCGCUGCAGUCAGACUGGGUUGCCAUAGCCUACGCAACAAAAUUGCAGAUCCUGAGAGUGUAA
Messenger RNA from Closterium sp. Naga37s-1, 1017 nucleotides. NCBI's taxonomy places the organism in Eukaryota, Viridiplantae, Streptophyta, Zygnematophyceae, Desmidiales, Closteriaceae. The record is from the annotation of a GenBank genome assembly.